UUUUUUUUUUUUUGAAUGCAAAAAUUGUGAUUUUUUACAUUCACUUGAUUGAACCUGAAAUGGUUUUUUUAUGUUUUAAUUUUAUUAUGAUUUUUAUUUGUUCUUGCAUUAAUGAAUGGAAUAUUGCUUUUCAGAUUCUUUUCAUUGAAUCUGGAUUUAUUUAUUUUUAAUUUGUUGAAUUUAUUUAUUUUGGGUUAAAUGAGAGAAUAGCUUGAUCGAUUGGAUAUUUCUUAAAUUCUUCAUUUAGGAAAAGCUAUGUAUUAAGUGCAACCUGCCUGAUGGACCAUGAAUUAUAAUCACCAGACCAAAUUUAACACAUGUUAGUCACUUGUAUGCAUAUGCAACUAGAUUGUCAUGUGUACAGUGCGCAUAUAGAUGAACAUAUGGAUAAAAUACAUGCAUGCUUGUUGGUGCUUCCUGGUGAAAGGGUUGAAGGCCUGAUUUCUCCUACAGGAACCGACAUCUCUACAAGGGCGAAUAAUUUAAAAGGUGGGGGAAGCUUGUGAGUUGGGCCACAACAUGGAGGAAGCACAUUUACUACAUGCUCAACAAGGAAUUCCAAUAUCAGAAUAUGGGACUAUUCAAAGUCUAUGUUCGUAACUUGCUCAGCUCCAAGAUACAUACAUGUUGCAAGCAUGCAUACCGUGAUGGCUGGUUAGAUGAAGUGGUACUACGCCAUCUUGGCGUUGAAGAUGGAAACACUGUGAUAGCUAAAGAUAUCAGGUUUGGCUUUGCUUUGGCAUUGCUUUCUCCAAUUUUUCUUUUGGUAUUCAAUCACACAAUCUGGUGCAUCUGUAUCCUUCUGCUUGCAUUUGUUUCUUACAAAAUUCAUGAUUCUUUAAGGCUCUCAGACUUAGUAGGUUGCAUCUAUAAUGGGUGAGCUGAGCUUGUUAAAAAGCUUAAAUGGAAGUUUGAUGUCGCAAUUCUGCUCUACCUCUUAUUUUCUGCACCUUUUUCAUUCUUCUUAUGUACAGAGUUUUUCUAGCCCUACACCCUUACAUCACCCACCUGUUAACAUGGUUUUAAAUGAUGUCCGAUACAAGUUGGUGCUGUCCAGUCUUAUCGUUUUUGGUUUGACCGGAAAUGAGUCACCUGACUGAUUGGGGACUGAAACUGGGACAGAAAUGGAUCUGUGCGGGAUUGAAAUGGACGAGAUGGGGCGUAAUCAUUAUUUGGUUCAGACCAGAAAUUAAAUAGGAAUUCGAGUUGUUAAUGGAAAUGUGCAUCUAGAUAGUGCUUGCCUAUAACAUUGGACUUGCUCUUGUACAGACAUUGUGCUGAAUGUUUAUCAUCAAUGCUGGCCCUGGUUUUAGGCUGCUGU
This is a messenger RNA of Magnolia sinica, 1321 nucleotides long. RefSeq lists its product as uncharacterized. Lineage: Eukaryota; Viridiplantae; Streptophyta; Magnoliopsida; Magnoliales; Magnoliaceae. The transcript is spliced from 4 exons. The coding region runs from base 542 to 880 and encodes 112 amino acids. The record is from RefSeq and is a predicted model, not a curated record.